CGUUUUGAAUAGUAGGCGUGGUUUGUAGGUUGUGUGGCCGUAAACACGACUUUUGUUCUUAUAAAACGAAGUGGAAAAUAUUUUAUUGAACCCGUGACUUCUGCUGCUGCUGCGCUGCUGCCAGAGCAAGAAUGGCCACUCCACAGGUCGCCACGUCCAGGGAGCACGCUCUAGCCGUCACGAGAGACUACAUCUCGCAGCCCAGACUCACUUACAGGACGGUGUCCGGAGUAAACGGUCCCCCUGGUUAUUCUGGAUCAAGUAAAGUUCCCAAAGUAUGCAGAGAUAGUGACACUCACACUUUCCGAUGGAUCAAAACGCAGUGGACAGGUGUUGGAAGUCAGCGGCUCCAAGGCUGUGGUCCAGGUGUUUGAGGGUACGUCUGGUAUCGAUGCUAAGCACACCACAUGCGAGUUCACAGGAGACAUUCUGAGGAUCCCCGUGUCGGAGGACAUGUUGGGGAGAGUAUUCAAUGGCUCUGGAAAGCCCAAAGACAAGGGACCCAACAUUCUGGCUGAGGAUUUCCUGGACAUUCAGGGCCAGCCGAUCAACCCGUGGUCUCGUAUCUACCCCGAGGAGAUGAUUCAAACUGGCAUAUCUGCCAUCGACACGAUGAACAGCAUCGCCAGAGGACAAAAGAUCCCCAUCUUCUCUGCUGCCGGUCUGCCUCACAACGAUAUUGCAGCCCAGAUCUGUCGCCAGGGAGGUCUGGUGAAGCUGGAAGUGAGUCCCAAGGGGAAGACGGUCAUCGACGACCACGAAGACAACUUUGCCAUCGUCUUUGCCGCCAUGGGUGUAAACAUGGAGACUGCACGGUUCUUCAAGCAGGACUUUGAGGAGAACGGGAGUAUGGAGAACGUGUGUCUCUUCCUCAACUUGGCCAACGACCCCACGAUUGAGCGUAUCAUCACACCUCGACUGGCGCUGACCACGGCAGAGUUCCUGGCCUACCAGUGUGAGAAACACGUCCUGGUUAUCCUGACUGACAUGAGCUCCUAUGCCGAGGCCUUGAGAGAGGUGUCAGCAGCCAGAGAGGAGGUGCCCGGUAGGCGUGGUUUCCCGGGCUACAUGUACACCGAUCUGGCCACCAUCUACGAGCGAGCCGGGCGUGUGGAGGGACGCAACGGCUCCAUCACUCAGAUUCCCAUCCUCACUAUGCCCAACGAUGACAUUACUCACCCGAUCCCCGACCUGACGGGGUACAUCACUGAGGGUCAGAUCUACGUUGACAGGCAGCUGCACAACAGACAGAUCUAUCCGCCCAUCAAUGUGCUGCCGUCCCUGUCUCGUCUCAUGAAGUCUGCCAUCGGGGAGGGCAUGACUCGUAGGGACCACGCCGACGUGUCCAAUCAACUGUAUGCCAACUAUGCCAUUGGUAAGGACGUGCAGGCCAUGAAGGCAGUGGUGGGUGAAGAGGCCCUGACACCAGAUGAUCUACUCUACCUGGAGUUCCUCCAGAAAUUUGAGAAGAACUUCAUCUGCCAAGGUGUGUAUGACAACCGUACGGUGUUCGAGUCUCUUGACAUUGGCUGGAACCUCCUGCGAAUCUUCCCCAAAGAGAUGCUGAAGAGAAUCCCGCAGAAGGUCCUGGACGAGUACUACGCUCGAGACCAGAGGAAAUAGACAACCGCUUUAUGUCCGACCUUCUCGUUGGCACUUCCUUAGAGUCACAAUUGCUGUGUGUAGGCACAAGAAAUUCAGAUACCAGUACGAGUCACGCACACACACACACACUGAGUGCUGUUGUAGUUAACUGCUGCACCCGCCACACGUGUGUGUAUAUACAAUUGUGUGUGUCGUUAGGUGUUUUUGUCGUUGCUGUUUGUGUAAUUGUACCGCUGUUUGUAUGGCUGUAAUUAGAUUUCUGCUAGUUCA
Molecule: messenger RNA, 1875 nt
Organism: Geodia barretti
Lineage: Eukaryota; Metazoa; Porifera; Demospongiae; Tetractinellida; Geodiidae
Source: the annotation of a GenBank genome assembly